Molecule: messenger RNA, 815 nt
Organism: Zingiber officinale
Lineage: Eukaryota; Viridiplantae; Streptophyta; Magnoliopsida; Zingiberales; Zingiberaceae
Exons: 2
Coding region: 68-451 (127 amino acids)
Source: RefSeq, a predicted model, not a curated record
UCCCCCUCUUCUCCGCAGCUGGCAGUUGCGUCGGAUCGGAGAGGAGCUGGAAGUCUGAGACGAGCCGAUGGUGCUCGGGAGGCGGCAGUCCAUGCGGCGGACAACCAGCAUGACUGAGUUCGCCGUCAACUUCGUUGUCUCCGACGCCGAGGUCACACAGAGUAAUCCCGAGCAGGACAAUCUCGCAGGACUCGGUGACCGCCUCCCCCUCCAGAAUAGAUCCUCCGGAGCUGCGGAUUGGAUGGAGGCGACCUACCAGGGGAACGCUAACCUAGCACCGUCGCCUCGGGGAAUGGAGCACCGCAGGAGUUCGGCAGACUUCGCCGUGGUGGAAACCUCGCGCUUUCUCGCGGAAUGCGGCUCUGCAACCGCCGCCUUGUCCUCGGACGGGAUAUCUUCAUGUACAGGGGUGAAGCAUUUUGCAGCUUUGAGUGCCGACAUCAACACAUGAAACCUGAUGAACGCAAUGAGAAUUGCUCUCUGACCUCAAUCAAGGAUAGGGGUGCACCUGCAACCAAUGGCGACAAGCAAUCUGGUAACGGGGAGACCCUUGCUGCUGUCUAAGAUUUAUUAAUCAAAUCAUGAUGGAGUUAAGAUCUCAUAAUGUUGUGAAUGCUAAAAGACAAGACAAAACUAUAUAGAUCUACUUGGUUUGAACAGCCAAGCUAUUACUUGGCAGGAGAAAUCUUGUUGUAAGCACUAUGAUGCUAAUCCAUCCCCAUCUUUCUGGUUCCAUCCAAAAAUAAAAUUUGAAAUGAAUUCUGAUGAGUUCAUUGUCAUAAUGUUUAUCAAGUUAAUGAAUUUUCUUUCAUAAA